Messenger RNA from Glycine soja, 720 nucleotides. RefSeq names its product QWRF motif-containing protein 3-like. The record is from RefSeq and is a predicted model, not a curated record. Lineage: Eukaryota; Viridiplantae; Streptophyta; Magnoliopsida; Fabales; Fabaceae. Bases 1 to 720 code for a protein of 239 amino acids. Gene Ontology annotation, cellular component: nuclear microtubule; centrosome; cytoplasm. Gene Ontology annotation, molecular function: microtubule binding. The transcript has 6 exons. Gene Ontology annotation, biological process: spindle assembly; centrosome cycle.
AUGGCAACAAGAGGGGGAGGUUCUGAUGAUUCGUGGGUGGCGAAGAUCCACAAAGCGAUGAAGAAGGCUAACAAUUCGGUUAUUGGGUACGUGAGUUCCAAGUCUCACUGGCCAUUGCCGCAAGUCCACAUAAGCUUGAGGCCUCAACACAAGAGUAUGGAGAAGAUUCUGAGCAUGGGUUUUGAUCUCUUUAAGCAUAAGAAAUCUUCAAAGACGAGGUGGUUCAUGAGUUGCGGAAAUUUGAUAGGUGCUUUGGAUGGUCUAGCCAAUUUACGAUAUUCAGUGGUGCUAUCGAAGAUAGAGUUUGAGAGAGAAAAGCUUGAGUUGAAGCUAGAUGAUGUACUACAUUCUCAAAUGAAGCUAUUGCAAGUGUGGGGAAGUAUAGAAAAGCGACAUGUAACUGCAAUUACCAUAAUAUACGAGUGUUUGUAUGCUGUUGCGUGCAGAGUUCAUCUUUUGGAUGGUGCAAUGUUACAGGAUAUAGAAUUAGCAUCCAUUGCUCAAAGUCAUGUUAUCAUCUGGGGAGGAGUUAAAAUUGAAAUCGUUGAUAAUCAAGCUGAUAAGAUUGCUGAGUUGUUAUCAACAUUAGCAGAAGUUGUUAUACAAGAGAGGUUCCUCUUAGAGGAAUUCGACGAUAUCUUCCACAUCAUACGUGUUCUUGAGAUACUUGAGCGCAUUCCUUCUGGUAAGCUACCUACAAUCUUAACAUUUUGUUGUUAA